This is a messenger RNA of Cuscuta europaea, 7772 nucleotides long. Lineage: Eukaryota; Viridiplantae; Streptophyta; Magnoliopsida; Solanales; Convolvulaceae. The record is from the annotation of a GenBank genome assembly.
CUAGCCGCCUCUACCAACUACACCAGUCCGAUCCGUUAGCUUUCUUACUUCUCAGCCAUUCUCAGGUAAAUUAUGUCUGACAUUUAUAUUUUUUUUUCCUUUUGUUUCCCAACGCAGUACACCUCCGGACAGCUAACUCCAUUGUUCAUGAGGGAUUGAGGGCUGCAACAAGGUCUUUAGAGAUCGCCGUCGACUUCGUAACGCCUUGGAGGCUGGAGCACUGCCUCCCAUCGCAGUAGGAGGACGCAACAGACGCCUUCAGCUAGGUCAACGAACGACACACGAGAUGCGACGGCUGCGUCGAGUGGAUCUGCCGCUACGGCCUACGGCGAUUUCUCGCGGUGCAACCUCUACGGGUCCAGCUGUGACGCGGCGGCUCGGAGGACUCUAGUGCUCGGAUUCGUAGAGGACACAUAGACCAGAUGCUUGCGACGGUGCGAGCAAGAAAUUGAUUGGGAAGAGUAAGAAAGAAAAUGGGUGGGAAAGAGAAAGAAACAAAAAGAAAACAAAGGGAGAAGUUGCAGAUUUGAAGAUGCAGGAAGAAGAAGAAAGGGAGCGGGAAAGAAGGAAGGAAGGAAAAGAAAAUAAGGAAAAAGAAAAAAAAAAGUGCCAUGUCAGAUGCCACAAACGCAAUAUAACCGGGUACUUGGAAGAUACCUGCUAAAAUAACAUUUUGACAGGUUUUUAAUGGUUAGUGGGUCUAAUUGAGGGAUAUUGGUGUUGGUGGGUGUAAUUGACAUUUUCGAAUAGUAGGAGGAUCUAUUUGACACUUUUCCCCAUAUUUUUUUUUGAUAGUAAUUGGACAUUUCUAUAUUUGAACCGAAUUGGUCAAUAUACCAUGGCAUAUGUAGACCGACUAAUCGGUAGACGCAUACUUCAUUGACAGAAAUAAAUGAGCAAGAGGCCACCGCCAGACCCGGUUUCAGUUCUUAGGGGCCACCGUGCUUCAGUAACAGAUGUUAGUUUUCAUCCGUCAAAAAGCGUAUUGUUCACUGGGUCUGCUGAUGGUGAAUUGUUCAUUUGGAAUACUGUGAAGCACAGAGCAAUAUCAUCUGCCUGGGUAUAUAGUGCACCCCAUGGGAUAACCUGCGUUGCAUCUAGUUCUCUCAUCGGAGAAAACAAAGUUAUCAGCCAAAGCAGGGAUGGAACUGUAAAAUGCUGGGAGUUUGGAGAUGGAGGUUUGAAGAAUUAAUCUUCCAUGUAUUAUUGAGCCAUCCGGCAAUGAUAUAAAUACAAAAUUACAGAUAAGCUAAGGUUUGUUACAGAUCCUAAUAUUUAGGAUCUAUCUAUUCUUAUCUACACUGCGUGUUAAUCUAAGAGUUAGAGUCCUAAAUCAACUCUACUUCCUAUCUAUACAGUUCCGGAUGUACACAUAAUAAAAUAACAUGAAUAUGCUACAUUUUUCUACACUCCCCCUCAAGUUGGUAAGUAUAUAUCAUACAUUCCCAACUUGCUUAUAAGAAACUCAAACACUGGUUUAAACAGCCCCUUUGUAAAGAUAUCAGCUGUCUGCUCUUUAGUAGAUAUGAAUGGUGUGCAUACAAUUCCAGCUUCAAUCUUCUCUUUGAUAAAAUGCAUGUCCACCUCAAUGUGUUUAGUACGAUCAUGUAGCACAGGAUUGUGAGCAAUAUUAAUGGCUGCUUUAUUGUCACAAUAUAAUUUCAUAGGUAGGUCCAUUUCCAUAUUCAACUCUGUCAUCAUUCUCUUGAUCCAAAGUAGCUCACAGAUUCCAUUAGCCAUAGAUCUAAAUUCAGAUUCUGCACUACUUCUGGCAACAACAUUCUGCUUCUUACUCCUCCAAGUCACCAGAUUCCCCCAUACAUAAGUACAAUAUCCAGAUGUAGACCUUCUAUCAGUUAUUGACCCAACAUAAUCUGCAUCUGUAAAGGCUUCUACACUUCUAUUGUCACUUCUUUUAAAAAAUAAUCCUUUCCCUUGACAACUUUUCAAAUAUCUUAGGAUCCUGUAGGUAGCAUCUAGAUGUUCUUGGAAUGGAUUAUGCAUGAACUGACUAACCAUACUGACUGCAAAGGCAAUAUCUGGCCUUGUAUGUGCCAGAUAAAUCAACCUUCCCACCAAUCUUUGAUAUUGGUGAAUAUUAACUGGUACUCCUUCCUUGACAUUUCCUAACUUCUGAUUAGGGUCAAUUGGAGUAUCUAUUGGUCUGCAUGCACUCAUACCUGUUUCAUGAAGUAGGUCUAGUACAUACUUCCUUUGGGAUACCACAAUUCCCUUCUUUGAUCUGGCUAUCUCCAUGCCAAGAAAAUACUUCAAUUCUCCCAGGUCUUUGAUUUCAAAUUCCUGAGCAAGCUUCUUCUUUAGGUCUUCAAUCUCUUCACAAUAGUUUCCUGUAAGAAUUAUAUCAUCCACAUAAACAAUUAGUACUGCAAUUUCUCCCUUAAUGGAGAAUUUCAUGAAUAGUGUAUGAUCUGCUUGGGCUUGUUUGAAUCCCUGCUUCUUUAUGAACUGAGUAAACCUUUCAAACCAAGCCCUUGGGGACUGUUUAAGCCCAUAUAAGGCUUUCUCUAGCUUGCACACCUUUGAGCCAUAUUGUUCCUCAAACCCAGGAGGAGGGCUCAUGUAUACUUCCUCUUCAAGCUUCCCAUUUAGGAAAGCAUUCUUCACAUCUAACUGUUGAAGAGGCCAGUCUAGGUUAGAAGCUAGAGAUAGUAGAAUCCUUAUAGUAUUUAAUUUUGCAACUGGUGCAAAAGUUUCUGUAUAAUCUAUGCCAUAGGUUUGUGUGUAUCCUUUGGCAACCAGUCUGGCCUUAUAUCUUUCAAGUGUACCAUCUGCCUUGAAUUUAGGAGUAAACACCCAUUUGCAUCCAACCCUUGGUUUAUUUUUGGGUACCUCUACAGUCUGCCAUGUCUGAUUCUUUUCAAGGGCAUUCAUUUCUUCUAAAACAGCCUUCUUCCACUCAGGUAUAGAUAGGGCUUCCUGUAUGGUUAAGGGAAUAGAGACAAUGGAAAGGCUAGAGGUAAAAGCUGCAAAUGAUGUAGAUAACUGAGAAUAGGACAGAUAGUUUGAGAUAGGGUAUUUAACACAUGACCUUUUUUCUUUUCUGAGAGCAAUGGGUAGAUUUAGAUCACUGAAAUUAUUACCUUUGUCAUUUUCUGGCAUUGAGUCAGAUUCAUUGACAGUGGCAGGAUCAGGGAUGUCCUCUAUUCUGUGAUUUGGAACUCUCCUUUCAUAAACCUUGCCAAAAAACUUACUUGUCUGCUGUUCAUCAUCUUUCCUUGUUUCAGGAAAAAAAAUUUCAUUUUCUUUUGACUCUUGACUAUUUUCUAGUGCAUCUAACUGUCUAUUAUACUGUGCAUCUAGAUUAAUGUCAAGAGGUUCUAGUUUUUCAAGGAUAUGUGAUACAUUAUUACCAUCUUCAUUAGGAAUCUCCCCCUGAAGAUGAGUACCAAAAAAAGGUUGAUCUUCUACAAAAACAGUGUUCAUAGUUAUAAACAUCUUUUUUGUUAUAGGGUCAAAACAUUUAUAGCCUUUCUGAGUUGAAGAGAGUCCUAAGAAAACACAUUUUUUUCCCUUAGGGUCAAAUUUACUUGCAGUUCUGUCAGGAUUGGUAAUAAAAACUGUGCACCCAAAAAUUUUUAUGGGAAGAGAAUUAAUUAGUCUAGUUUCAGGAAAACAAGUUUGAAGAGUAUCAAUAGGAGUUUUGAAUCCUAGAUUUUUUGAUGGCAUCCUAUUAAUUAGAUAGGUAGCAUGUAAAACAGCUUCUCCCCAUAAAUAUUUUGGAAUUUUGGCAGAAAACAUUAUUGCACGAGUAACUUCAAGUAAAUGUCUAUUUUUCCUCUCAGCUAUUCCAUUCUGAGCAGGAGUAUUUACACAUGAACUUUGAUGAACAAUCCCUUUUUCAGCAAAAAAAGUAUUUAACUUCUUAGAAAAAUACUCAAGUCCAUUAUCACUUCUCACAAUUUUGAUAUUAGUGUUGAAUUGAGUUUGGAUCAUUGAGUAAAAUUGUUUGAACACCUCUUCAAUCUCAGAUUUUUCUUUAAGUAAAAACACCCAUGUGACCCUUGUAUGAUCAUCUAUGAUAGUUACAAACCACCUUUUUCCUUUCAGAGUUGAAACUCUAGAUGCACCCCAGAUAUCACUGUGUACAAUAGUGAAAGGACUAGUUGGUUUGUAACUAUGAGGGAUGUAAGAACUCCUAUGAUGUUUGGCAAGUGCACACAUAUCACAAUGAAAUGAUGAAGGAUUUUUAUUAAGAAAUAACUUAGGAAACAACAUUUUCAAAUAGGAAAAACUUGGGUGACCUAAUCUAUAGUGCAUUAGGUACACUUCAUUAUUACAAGGAAAAACAGUUUGCAAAGAAGUUGUUUCUUGACCUUGUUUAUUCAAUUGUGUUCCUUCAUCAAAAGUAUAGAGGCCAUCUUCCUCUCUAGCACUGCCAAUCAUCUUCCCUGAUGCCAGAUCCUGAAAAAUGCAAUAAGAGGGAAAAUUUUUUACACAACACUGAAGAUCUUUAGUAAUUUUGCUAAUAGAGAUAAGAUUGCAGGAAAGUUUAGGAACAUGUAAGACUUUGGAAAGGUUAAUGGAUGAGGAAAUUUUAAUAUUUCCCAUCCCUGCUAUGGCUGAGAAAGAGCCAUCUGCAACUCUAACUUUUUUAUCUCCUGCACAAGGUUGAUAAGAAGAAAAAAACUUUGGAAUAUAGGUCAUGUGGUCUGUUGCACCUGAGUCAAUGACCCAGGUGUUUUUAGUUUUUUCAGAACAAAAAUAUGAUGUUAUUUUACCAUUCUGGGCAAAAGAACAGGUAGGGUUUUCAGGAUUGGAGAUUUUCUGGGUAGGUAUGAAUCUGAGUAGGUACUCUAUCUGUUCCUGAGUGAAUGGUAGCUGUUUAGGUUCAACUCCUGCCUCUUGUUGAGUCUCAGUCACAGUAGUUUGUAGGGCCCUUUCUACUUUCUUCUUCCCAGCUCCUGGUGGUUUUCCAUGGAGUUUCCAGCAUGUAUCCCUUGUGUGCCACAGUUUCUUGCAGUGAUCACACCAAGGUUUUUUCUUGUUGUCAUCACUUCUGGCCACCAAAGCUGAAGAUUCCCCAGGUUCCUCAUUAGCUGGGGUGUUGUACAUGACCUUCUUCCUGCUAUCCUCCAUCCUGAUUUCAGAAAAUACCUCCCUGAUAGAAGGUAGAGGUUUUUUUCCAAGUAUCCUCCCCUUAACUUCAUCUAGGUCCCUAUUGAUCCCUGCUAGAAACAUAUAGACCCUAUCAUUCUCUUCUUUUUUCUUAUGUCUGGCCAGAUCCUUAGCACUCUCCCACUCUUCAUCAUCAUAACAUUGAUCUAAUUCUUGCCACAGAGAUACCAUUUCAUUGUAGUAUGAAAUAAUAUCCCUAUUUCCUUGUUUAGAUUGCCACAAUUUGGUUUUGAGUUCAAAAAUUUGAGAAGAGUUCUCAAGGUCUGAAUAAGUUUCCUUAAUAGAAUCCCAUACCUCCUUUGCAGUUUUCAUAAACAUAUGAGGUUUGGCAAUUAGGGGCUCCAUGGAGUUGAGAAGCCAAGCUGUUAUGAGUGAAUUCUCUGACCUCCAUGUACUGUACCCUUCUUCUGCAGGUAUUUUUGGUUGGAUUUCUCCUGUGAUGUAACCCAGCUUUCCCCUCCCAUCAAUUGCAAGUCUGACAGAUUGAGACCACUCCAGAUAGUUUGUUCCAUUCAAUCUAUGACUAGUGAUUAUCAUAGAUGAAUGAAUAGGAGACUGGUAAUUUGUCAUAGAGCUAAUUUGGGAGUUAGGGUUGGUAGUGUGUGAGGAAUCAGCUUCACUGGUUUCUACCAUUGUUUAAACCGAGUCUCUGAUACCAUGUAGGUUUGAAGAAUUAAUCUUCCAUGUAUUAUUGAGCCAUCCGGCAAUGAUAUAAAUACAAAAUUACAGAUAAGCUAAGGUUUGUUACAGAUCCUAAUAUUUAGGAUCUAUCUAUUCUUAUCUACACUGCGUGUUAAUCUAAGAGUUAGAGUCCUAAAUCAACUCUACUUCCUAUCUAUACAGUUCCGGAUGUACACAUAAUAAAAUAACAUGAAUAUGCUACAUUUCUCUACAUGCUUAUAUUGUUGGAUGCAUGCCUAGUCGCCUACAUUCCAACACUACAAGAAAACAAAAUAUGUUUUUAGUCGUUAUCACAAUACAACAGAAACAAUCACAACUGUAUUUUAAUCCCAUAUCACCGGAUCGUAUAGUCAUGAUUACAAUGUGAAGGUAAAAUGAGAAAACUACAAUUUGAGCUGACCAGUUAUCAUUCCACCCGACUACUGAAUCAGUUGGCAAAAUUAGUUAUGAGUUAUGACAUAUUGUACACUUUUUACAUUGACUUGGGGCGCAUAGCACCUAGAGAUGGACUAUGCCAUUUUUUGCAAUCUGUCUUCCCUUAAACUUGCUAGUUGUCUCCCGGGCAAUCCUGCUUUGAGUGCUUUUGUGAUGAUGUUUCUAUCAGCCAUAUAUUUUAGAUCAUCUCAAUUUAAGUUUUCAUUCUCAACAGGACUCCUCUAGUCACAUUAAAUACAAGCUCUCACCACUUCUGUAAGCUUUCACUAGUAAAGUGGCCAAAUGGAGCUCAAUAUAUCAACAAAGACAGGGGGAGCAUGGGAAAUGUUGACAAUAAGAAGGGCAUUGAUGAUGAUAAAGUACAUUCACAGGAAGUUGAAGAUGUUGGGCAUUUUGCAGGGUGCGGAUACUUUGCCAUACCAGAGCAAUUAUCACAUAAGGUUGAGAUUUGGGAUCUCAAUACUGCAGAAAGAUUUACAGCACUACCUCAGAGCUCUGGUGCUUCCAACCCACAGUCGAGAGGAUUGUGCAUGGCAGUUCAAGCAUUUAUAUCUCCUGAUUCUCAGGGUUUCCUUAAUGUUUUAUCUGGCUAUGAGGAUGGGUCCAUGCUUUGGUGGGAUUUGAGGAAUCCUGGUGUCCCACUGACUACUAUGAAGUUUCAUUCUGAACCAGUUUUAAGCAUAUCUAUCGACGGAUCGUGCAAAGGGGGGAUUUCUGGAGCUGCCGAUCAGAACAUUGUGAUGUUCACACUAGAUCAUUCAAUGGGGACCUGUUUAGUCAAGAAGGAAAUUGAUUUGGAGCGACCAGGCAUAGCUGGGUCCUCAAUACGUCCAGACGGCAAAAUCGCUGCAACUGCUGGUUGGGAUCACCGAGUUAGGGUAUACAAUUAUCGCAAAGGAAAUGCUUUGGCCAUACUGAAAUAUCAUCAUAGCUUGUGCACAGCUGUUUCGUUCUCACCUGACAGUAAACUAAUGGCCUCUUCUUCAGAAGAUACAACUGUAGCAUUGUGGGAACUUUAUCAACCAGGAACGUGAUUUGGAUCUACUCCCAAGUAUCCUGCACGUGUAUUUAAUUGUAAAUAAAUUGUGGACAAAUGCUGUAAGUUUGAUUAUUUCGUAAUAAUAAUUUGUUUCUUGAUAGAUAAAAAAGGAUUUUCAUACGUAGAGUAUGAGAUACUAAUUACGUAGUAUUGAUUAACUACACUGGAAAUUGUCCUAAAGAGGUGUAAAUAGGUUUUGAAAUUCUAAAAUAGAACUACUAUAUUUUUCUUCUCGGAAUAGGAUUCAUGACUGUCAUGUUAAUGCUUAAGUAUUACAACUAUAUCAGUUGUAAUGACUAAUGAUUCUAAGAUGACAGUAAAUAUUGUUAUGUUACUCCUAUUUUGGGAAGAAAAACAUAAUAGUCAUAUUUUGAAAUUUUGAAACUUAUUUACUUCUACUUCCAUUUGAAAUCUUGAUUGAGAUGGUUAAAUUUUAGGAUGUAUUUAAUUGGAUUGAUUUUUUCUGGUUUGGUUCAUUUAA